AUGGCACCAAAAUCUAAAAAGUCUAACGCGCCUCAAAAGGCUAACUUCUUCCAGGAGAGCAUCAAGAAAAAGUCGGCAGGAGUCAGUGAUAUGACCCUGUUGACCAAAGUCAACAACGAAAACAUCAACGACAACUUGAAGAAGCGAUUCGAGAACCAGGAAAUCUACACCUAUAUCGGACAUGUGUUGAUUAGUGUGAACCCCUUCCGCGAUCUUGGAAUCUAUACCGAUGAAGUCUUGAAGACCUACCAGGGCAAGAACCGUCUUGAGGUCCCUCCUCACGUCUUUGCUAUUGCCGAGAGCUCAUAUUACACAAUGAACGCCUACAAGGAGAACCAAUGCAUCAUUAUCAGUGGAGAAUCCGGAGCUGGAAAGACUGAGGCUGCUAAGCGAAUCAUGCAAUACAUCGCCACAGUGUCUGGAGGCGAAUCGUCACAAAUCAAGGAGAUCAAGGACAUGGUACUGGCGACCAACCCUCUCCUGGAGUCAUUCGGAUGUGCAAAAACCUUGAAGAACAACAACUCCAGUCGUCACGGAAAAUACCUCGAGAUUCAGUUCAACACUCAGGGAGAGCCUGUUGGAGCUGUUAUUACCAACUAUUUGCUUGAGAAGAACCGCGUGGUGGGACAGAUCGAAAACGAGAGAAACUUCCACAUUUUCUACCAGUACUGCAAGGCUGCCACCUCCAACUACCAAGAGCAAUUUGGAAUGACUGGACCCGAGAGCUUCCUGCUCACCAACAGGAGCGGGUGCCUCUCAGUCGAUGGCAUUGACGAUGUCCAUGACUUUAACGAAACCUUGCAAGCUAUGCGCGUUAUUGGACUCAUCCAGCAGGAGCAGGACGAGAUCUUCCGCAUGCUGGCCAUCAUUCUUUGGCUUGGAAACGUGCAGUUUGUGGAGAACGACGAAGGAUAUGCCCAGAUCAGCGACAAUGAGGUUAUUGCUUUCAUCGCCUAUAUCAUGGAGGUCGAUGCCGACACUUUGAUUAGGACCUUGACUGUCCGUGUCGUCGAGACUCAGCGUGGAGGCAGACGUGGAUCGGUCUUCGAGUCGCCACUCAACCCUGUUCAGGCUGCUGCUGUCAGAGACGCCCUUUGCAAGGGAAUCUACAACAACCUCUUCGAGUGGAUCGUGAGCCGUGUCAACGUCUCCCUUCGCCAGCGUAGUGCUCACGCCUAUACCGUCGGUGUUCUGGAUAUUUACGGAUUCGAGAUUUUCGAGGAGAACUCUUUCGAGCAGCUCUGCAUCAACUAUGUCAACGAAAAGUUGCAGCAGAUCUUUAUUGAGCUCACCCUCAAGACCGAGCAGGAAGAGUACGUCCGGGAGCGCAUUCAGUGGACUCCCAUCGAAUUCUUCAACAACAAGAUUGUGUGCGACCUCAUCGAGGAGAAGCGACCCCCAGGCAUUUUCGCCGCCAUGAACGAUGCCUGCGCGACCGCUCACGCCGACUCGAACGCCGCCGACAACUCUUUGGUUCAGCGUCUCAAUGGUCUUUCCUCCAACCCUCAUUUCGAGUCCCGCGGUGCAUCCUUCCUUGUCAAGCACUACGCUGGAGAUGUGAUGUACCAGGUCUCGGGCAUGACCGACAAGAACAAGGAUUUGCUGUCCAAGGAUAUCCUGCUUUUGAUCGCCUCAUCCAACAACCAGUUCCUCUCCACUCUGUUCCCCGAGCCUGUCGAUGUCGAUAACAAGAGACGCCCUCCUACCGCUGGUGACAAGAUCAAGAGUUCCGCCGGCGUGUUGGUCCAGAACCUGAUGCAGUGCACUCCCUCCUACAUCCGUACGAUCAAGCCCAACCAGAACAAGUCACCUACCGAGUUCGACGCCAAGAUGGUUCUUCAUCAAGUCAAGUACCUGGGACUGUGCGAGAACAUUCGUGUCCGACGCGCCGGUUUCGCGUCACGUCAGACCUACGAAAAGUUCUUGGAGCGAUUCUAUCUUCUUUCGCCCAAGACCUCAUAUGCAGGAGAGUACACAUGGCAGGGCGAUCCAAAGAGCGGAGUCGAGCGUAUUCUCAAGGAUACCAGCAUCGCACCGGAGGAGUGGCAAAUGGGAACCACCAAGGUGUUUAUUCGCCACCCCGAGACCCUGUUCUCCCUCGAGCACCUGCGCGACCGUUACUGGCACAACAUGGCCAUCCGUAUUCAGCGUGUCUGGAGAAACUAUAUGAAGUACAAGAACGAGUGCGCCAUCCGUAUUCAGCGCUGCUGGAGGAAGAACAAGGAUCAAAUCGGCUGGCUGCAGCUUCGCGAGUACGGUCACCAGGUUCUUGCCGGACGCAAGGAGCGCAGACGCUUCUCCCUUGUCAGUAUGCGUCGUUUCCUGGGAGAUUAUUUGGGCGUCAACAGCAAGGGCGGCCAGGGACAGCUCAUCAAGUCGGCGAUCGGUAUCAACGACCAGGACUUUUGCGUCUUUUCCGGCAGAGUACAGCUCUUGGUGGCGCGUCCCAUGCGUUCCAGUAAGCCCAGCCCCAGAACCCUUGUCCUCACUUCAUCGCAUAUGUACUUGGUUGUGUCGAUUUUGGUGGGCAAGGUGCUUCAGAUGAAGCUGGAGAGAUCGGUCAUGCUGAACGCUAUCAAGGCCGUGUCUAUUUCCAACCUCAGAGAUGACUGGAUGAUCUUCUCGGUCGACACCAUGAACCCAGAAGAGGGCGAUAUUGUUUUGGAGUGCGACUUCAAGACCGAGCUCAUUGCCCACUUGCUCCAGCGGUCAGGUGGACGUAUCGGUGUCAACGUCGGACCUCAGUUUGAGUUUACAAAGAAGAAGGGCAAGACUGGAAAUGUCAAGUGGAUCAAGGACGAGCGUGCCAAGACCGAGACGUACAAGAGUCACGUCGUGACAGCUCCAAGCGGUGAACCUGCCGACAGCCCAUCGUGGCCGCCAUGUGAGAAGAUCCGCAAGCCCCCACGCCCCAUCACGUCGGGCAAGUUGAUUAAGAAGGGAGGUCCUGCAAAGGCGAACAACUCGUCCCAGGGCAAUCGUCGACCCCCUGCUGCUGCCAAUAGCAAGCCUCGCGCGGCUCCUGUUGUCAACUCUGCUGCUGCUAACCAGCGUGCCUCUGUCCAGGCUCCUGUUCGCAGUCCUUCCGUCUCAAAUGGAUCGUCGGCUUCCGCAGCUCCUGUGAAGCGUCAUGCUCCUCCACCACCUCCAGCUCCUAUUGCCGAGCCCGCACCUGUGAUUCCUUCCAAUCCCUUGUACAAGGCCAUUUACAAUUUUGUUUCUGAGGACGAUGGUGAAGUCUCGUUUGUCAAGGACGACUUGAUGGAGAUUGUUCAGAAGGACGAGAACGGUUGGUGGCUCGCCAAGAAGGAUGGAAAGGAAGGUUGGGUCCCCAGCAACUACCUCGUCGAGGCUCCUGCUCCCAAACCUACUCUUCCUCCAAGCUUGCCUGCCAAGCGCCAGCCUCCACCCCCUCCAGCUGCUGCAGCUACUCCCACGAGUUCUGCCAACAGUUCGCCCUCUGCAGCCCGUCAUACUCCUGUGGCGCCGACAACUGAGCGCGCCCCUGUGGCAGCAACCACCAACACAAAUGCCUUGCACGGUGGAUUUGGCGGACCUGGCAACGUUGGCGGUGUUCCUGGCUGGAAGGUGGCUCUUGAGGCCAAGAAGGCUGCCGCCGCUGCGGCUGCCGGUGGAGGAGCACACUCAGCUCCUGCUCCUGCUCCCAGUUCGAACCCUACGCCUGCUGCUCGUCGUCCUGGCCCUCCUACUUUGGCGCCCAAGCCAUCAGUUGGCUCCAAGCCUGUUGUGCCACCGCGUGCACCGGCUGCUGGCCCCAAACCAACCGUUGCUGCCCGUCCUACCACUGGUGGAAAGUCACUUCAGGAGAUUCUCGCUGCUCGUCGCCAGCAGAACGAUGAUUAG
Molecule: messenger RNA, 3864 nt
Organism: Linnemannia hyalina
Lineage: Eukaryota; Fungi; Mortierellomycota; Mortierellomycetes; Mortierellales; Mortierellaceae
Source: the annotation of a GenBank genome assembly